AUAAACACACGUAUUUCGACUGUUUUCUUGACUCAGCUGCACUUAUAUACUGUACUGUUUUUUUCUGAUUUGCUCCCACUGCGGUUCGAAUCUAGUCAAAAAUGGAAGAGAAUUCCGACAAACCAAGUGAAGCCGAUCCAGUUCCACCAUUGGAUCCAACGAAAACACCGAAAGAAAUCUAUUUCGAGCUAUUGCGCGCCUGGCUUCAACAUGCCCAGAUGCAACAGCAGAUUCAGGCAUACUUUCCGUACUAUUUGAUGAACAACUAUCCCCAGUUGUUUCAACCAAGUGGAUCAGCAACGGAGGGGACAGCACCGGGUGUUUCAACCGCUCCCGCAGCAGCAAGUGCCGUUCCUGGGCAACAAGUCGCUGUUCCUGGGACCAGCGGCCAGGUACCGGCCCCGAAUGCAAACCAAAGAAGAGCGACAGAAAUUUUAGAUCCUGCACGGCAAGAGGAAAUUAUCAAUCGAAACGGGGGCUACGAAUACAUAAUUGCACCGCUUUGGAAGCGAUUUGUUGCGGAAGCGAUUGACAUAAUUAUUAUCUUUCUACUCAAAGUGAUGACAACGAUGGCCUGUAUCGAUUUUUUCGAUAUCGAUUUAUUCGACAUCGACUUCGACGCUAUACGGAACUCUAUUGAGGAAGACUACACAGAGUUGCUGUCGUUCACAUCGGAGCUAAUUUUUCUGGAAAUCAUUACCAAAAUUGCCGUUUGUAUUUACGAAACUAUAUGGACUAUCCAUGGCCAAGGACAGAUAGGUGGUGCAACGCCGGGCAAAAUGUUAAUGGGUAUUCGCAUUGUGCACGUAGAUGCGGUCGUUCUGCUGAAUCCACCCCAGCCUGGCAGGGUCGCGAAUAACAAUCAGAACCCCAUCAGGGCGCUGCUUUUUCCGGCAGCGAAUCCAGGGUUCAAGCGAGCGCUGUGCCGAUCGGUGGCCAAAAAUGCACUGAUUGCACUUUUCUUUCCUAUGUGCUUUCUGAUGUUCUUUUUUAAGCACAACCGAACCAUGUACGAUAUUAUGACGAAGACGAUCGUGGUCGAGGACAAUCCGGCACCGGUACUCCGCAGGCGCUAGAGACGGCCGCCGGUGGGUUUGAAACUAUUAGUAAUGAAAUUCCUAUUUUGCUGUGGCGUGUGUACAAAGUGAUGUAGAGCUGAAGAAUUUUUGUGAACAAAUUUUUGGCUUAUUAAAUAUGUAUAUUUUUAUUUGCAAUAAACGUACUAGUUGUUUA
Molecule: messenger RNA, 1233 nt
Organism: Topomyia yanbarensis
Lineage: Eukaryota; Metazoa; Arthropoda; Insecta; Diptera; Culicidae
Product: protein FAM8A1
Exons: 3
Coding region: 102-1076 (324 amino acids)
Source: RefSeq, a predicted model, not a curated record